UUUGCAUCAUUUUUAUUUCGUCUUGGUAAACAUCAAGUGCAAUACCUUAAUAUACUGGUGGACUGUCUAUUAUUAUUGAAGUUUACUGAGUGUAAUUUAAAUUGAAUUAUGGCUUAUCUUGGUGUUAAUUGUUAUGAGCGUUUACUAAUCAGGAAUUUAUUACCACUCAAUCAGAGACGCUGUCAGAUUUUAAACAAUUUACUCUCACAUUAUCAUACACUUCAUUCAAAAUCACCUUCACAAUUAAGCAGGCUAAUUGCCCAAUUGAGGUCAUAUUGUAAUAAAACACCAGAAGGGUUUGAGAAGUAUUUCGGUAAAUCAAGUAAAAAGAAGUCAUCUGAUGGCAAAACCAAAGAAGCUGCUGAAGAAGCUCAAACAGCAAAGCGAACUGAACCUAAAGAAUCUAUAUUCGAACCUGCAUCUCGUUCAAAAUCAUCAACACCAAACAAUAAGUACAAUUGGAAAUGGGAGUACAAUUUUGGAAGUGGUGGAGGAAAUAAAGGAACAGGGUCGAACAAAGCUUUACCUUUUGUUGCUUACGGUGCAGCAGCUGUUCUUGGUCUGUUAGUUUUGAAUGAAUUCAGAUACAAAGAAAUUUCAUGGAAAGAUUUUGUUAAUAACCAUUUGGCUAGAGGAACAGUCGAAAAAUUAGAAGUGGUAAACAAAAAAUGGGUCCGUGUCAAGUUUUUCUCGGAUGCAUCCGCUGUAGAUUCAACGAGUGUUCUCUGGUUCAGCAUUGGUAGCGUUGAUGCAUUUGAAAGAAACUUAGAGAAUAUUCAAGCAGAGAUGAGUAUCGAACCCUCAAACUAUGUUCCAGUUGUAUAUAAAAAUGAAAUGGAAGUACGAGAUUUUCUAGGAUUUUUACCUACAUUAGUGAUACUUGGAAGCAUGUAUUACUUUUUUUCCAAAUCUCGUAAUAUGAUGGGAGGAAGAAUGGGCCGUGGAGGUAUCUUCGGAAUGGGUGAAUCUACGGCAAAACUCAUUAACCCAACCGAUAUCGGAGUCAAAUUCAGAGAUGUUGCUGGCUGUGAAGAAGCUAAGAUAGAAAUUAUGGAGUUUGUAAAUUUCCUCCGAAAUCCUCAACAAUAUACCGAGUUGGGAGCCAAAAUACCUAAAGGUGCACUGUUAACGGGACCUCCUGGUACUGGUAAAACGUUGUUAGCGAAAGCAACAGCCGGUGAAGCAAAUGUACCUUUCAUUUCAGUCAACGGUUCUGAAUUUUUGGAAAUGUUUGUCGGAGUUGGUCCUUCUCGUGUCAGAGAUAUGUUUGUUAUGGCUCGUAAAAAUGCUCCAUGUAUAUUAUUCAUAGACGAGAUCGAUGCUGUCGGAAGAAAGCGUGGAGGUAGAAAUGUUGGUGGACACAGUGAACAGGAAAAUACACUAAAUCAGUUGUUAGUAGAGAUGGAUGGUUUCAAUACAACAACUAACGUAGUCGUUUUAGCUGCAACCAAUCGUAGUGAUAUCUUAGAUAAAGCUUUACUUCGACCAGGAAGGUUUGAUCGUCAAAUUUAUGUUUCAGCGCCAGACAUCAAGGGUAGAGCAUCAAUAUUCAAAGUACAUCUUAAACCAUUGAAAACUGAUUUAGAUAAAAAUGAUGUAGCACGUAAAAUGGCUGCUUUAACGCCAGGUUUUACCGGUGCAGAUAUUGCGAAUGUAUGCAAUGAAGCUGCUCUUAUCGCUGCCAGAGAUCUUAAUCCAUCGAUUGUUUUGAAGCAUUUUGAAGCAGCAAUUGAAAGGGUUGUUGCUGGAAUGGAAAAGAAAACCAAAGUUCUUCAACCAGAAGAAAAGAAAACAGUUGCCUAUCAUGAAGCUGGUCAUGCAGUUGUUGGUUGGUUCCUUGAACAUGCUGAUCCAUUACUUAAAGUCUCUAUUAUACCUCGUGGUAAAGGUUUAGGAUAUGCCAUGAACCUCCCUCGAGAACAGUACCUUUACACAACAGAACAGCUUUUUGACCGAAUGUGCAUGACUUUAGGUGGACGAGCUGCUGAGCAAAUAUUUUUCGGUAAAAUAACUACAGGAGCUCAAGAUGAUCUUCAAAAAGUUACACAAAACGCAUACGCUCAGAUUGUUCAAUUUGGUAUGAAUACUAAAGUGGGAAAUCUGUCUUUUGAAAUGCCUCAACCCGGUGAAAUUGUGGUGGACAAACCCUACAGUGAAGCAACCGCUCAGAUUAUCGAUAGCGAAGCAAGAUCUCUCGUCCAAAAAGCAUAUGAUAGGACAGUUAAAAUUUUAACCGAAAAGAAGGCAGAGGUUGAAAAGGUUGCCCUGAGGUUAUUAGAGAGAGAAGUUCUGAAUCGAGAUGAUAUGAUCGAAAUCUUAGGUAAACGUCCAUUCAAAGAGAAGAGCACUUAUGAAGAGUUUGUGGAGGGAACAGGUUCAUUUGAAGAAGAUACAACUUUACCUGAAGGAUUAAAGAUGUAAUUUGAUUAUAUUAAAAGUAGUUUUUCAAUCA
Messenger RNA from Tetranychus urticae (two-spotted spider mite), 2452 nucleotides. RefSeq names its product AFG3 like matrix AAA peptidase subunit 2 (gene Afg3l2). NCBI's taxonomy places the organism in Eukaryota, Metazoa, Arthropoda, Arachnida, Trombidiformes, Tetranychidae. Gene Ontology annotation, biological process: mitochondrial protein processing. The record is from RefSeq and is a predicted model, not a curated record. Gene Ontology annotation, molecular function: ATP-dependent peptidase activity; ATP binding; metalloendopeptidase activity. Gene Ontology annotation, cellular component: membrane; m-AAA complex.